Molecule: messenger RNA, 732 nt
Organism: Patella vulgata (common limpet)
Lineage: Eukaryota; Metazoa; Mollusca; Gastropoda; Patellidae
Exons: 5
Coding region: 196-702 (168 amino acids)
Cellular component (GO): intracellular anatomical structure
Source: RefSeq, a predicted model, not a curated record
UGAAAGAUUCUUAUCGGUACCGGUAUGUUAUGUAGUUUGCAUUUAGUGACCAAGCGGGAACAACGUGGCAUUGUAUAGCAAGAUAUUAUAUUGCGUUUACCACAACUAAAACGAGCAACACACAAUUCCUGGAACUGCAGUAACCAGUUCAAAUCCUGCAAGUUAUUCGCAGCUAGCUAGUUAAUUUUAAUUAAAAUGUCGGCAGAACAAAUGGAAAAGUUAAAGAAAGUUUUACAAUUAGAACAACACCCAGAAGGAAACCAAUUUAGACAAGUAUGGAAAGGAGACCGAGAGAUGAAUUUUGUUAACAAAACACAACACGACGGACCCCGAUCUGUUGGAUCCAGUAUCCAUACUUUGUUGACGUCACCAGAUUUUGUGUCGUGGCAUCGUGUCCUUUCUGAUGAGAUUUAUUUUUGGCAUGCCGGUGGGGUCAUAAAGGUUCAUCUACUGGAUGAUAAAGGCAACCAUUCUCAUGUUUUGCUUGGCGAUGUAUUAAAGAAUGAUAGUCAUGUUUAUCAAGUGCUGAUACCCCAUGAUACGUGGUAUGCUGCUGAAAUAGUAGAGGGGGAUUACGUUCUGUUCAGUGCUGUAGUUAUUCCAGGGUUUGAAUUUCGUGAUUGGACUGCCGCUAAACGAGAAGAAAUGAUUAAAGAAUAUCCUCAACAUACCGACCUCAUUACCCGACUAACAAAACAAUAAUAUUAAAUCACUUUUUAACCUUGUAUUGUU